AUGCAAAUAUCAUAGGUUUAUCUAAAAAUUUAUCAAAUGAACUAUUUAAGAAAUAUUACCAAUUGAAGGAGGAGUGGCCUAUAAUCUCACAUGCGACACUGAAACUUCAUUUAUGUGGUUAUUGUUAUCGUUUGCCACUGUGCUGUCACUUUUGUUAUGUUAUUCGAUUUUAAGAAAAAAGCUAGUUAAUAAUGAUGCUUCAUUCAUUGUCGCAUGGUCUUAGCGUCGGGAGAUUUUGUCGAAUGAAAAAUGUCGAUUGCGUCAGGAAGACGCUUUAUGAGUUUCGUCUGACAUUUCAGCUAUCUCGCAUGUGACAUUGGACAUUCGACAUUCUAGAGCACUCUACCAGGCUGUCCAACCAAAUCUGAGAGAAAAGGAUGCCCUACUGAAUUGCGUUAAAAAAAACAAUUUAACAAAAAUAUCUUUUGCGAUUCUUGA
Acanthoscelides obtectus is the source of this 438-nucleotide messenger RNA. Lineage: Eukaryota; Metazoa; Arthropoda; Insecta; Coleoptera; Chrysomelidae. The record is from the annotation of a GenBank genome assembly.